Molecule: messenger RNA, 2186 nt
Organism: Pollicipes pollicipes
Lineage: Eukaryota; Metazoa; Arthropoda; Thecostraca; Pollicipedomorpha; Pollicipedidae
Product: nyctalopin-like
Molecular function (GO): protein binding
Source: RefSeq, a predicted model, not a curated record
GCGGUGGCCGCGCGCGCCGAGUGCCCCUGGCCGCGAGACAUGGCAGACCUGCACGGCUCGUGCGUCUGCGCUUACAACGCCGCCACCCAGCUCUCCGUGCAGUGCCAGUUCGUCGACUUCAGCCGGCUGCUGGGCGCGCUGCGGGCGGCCAUCCCCAACCAGGAGCUGGACCUGCUGUACGUGACCAAUAGCACCAUCGCCAGUUUGCCCAACAACGUGUUCGCCAACAUCCCCGUGCAGAACAUCCAGUUCUCCGACUGCGACCUGGAGGCGAUCGCCGACGGCGCGUUCUCGGGGCUCGAGUCGCGGCUGCGCAACAUCAACCUGGCCGGCAACAGCCUGACGGAGGUGCCGACCGGCGCGCUGCAGAAGCUGAAGCGACUGCAGUUGGUCGACCUCUCCAAGAACCGCAUCACGCUGGUGCCCGACGACGCGUUCAAGACGCUGUCGCUUGCACAGCUCAAGCUGGCCGACAACAACCUGACGGUGAGCGCCGACGCCUUCAGCGGCCUCGAGAAGACGCUCAAAAACCUCAAUCUGAAGGGCACGGGCCUGCGGACGCUGCCGGACGGCAUCGAGCGCCUCUCCAGCCUGGCCUUCCUCGACCUGGCACAGAACAGCAUCACGCAGCUGCCGCCGCGCGCCUUCGCCGGCCUCGAGUCGCUGACGGCGCUCAACCUGGAGCGCAACCUCAUCCAGGUGCUGGACGGCACCGUGUUCGAGGGCGUCAACAACACGCUCAGCUCUCUCAGUUUGCUCAACAACCUGAUCGCCGACUUCCCGACCGAGGCCAUGGCCAUCAUGGGCCGGCUGCGGGUGCUCGACAUCGGCUUCAACCUGCUGACGCAGCUGCCGAAAGACUGCCUGCUGGCGAUGCGGUCGCUGACGCUGCUGGCACUGGACGGCAACCCGCUGUCUACGCUGCCCGAGGCGGCGUUCGAUCACCUACGCGCCACACUGCGCGGCCUCAGCCUGGGCGGCCGCUUCCUGACCUGCGACUGUCGCAUCCGCUGGAUCGCCCGCUGGAUCCGCGACACCGACCUGCAGGUCACCAGCAGGGAGCGCAACCCGCAGUUCUGCGGCAGUCCGCCCGAGUUCCGCGACCGCACCUUCUACCAGCUGAACGCCGAGGAGUUCGUGUGCGCGGACGCGACUACCCAGGGUCGGCCGCCGUCCUCGUCUGUAGAGACGACAACGGAGCGUCGGCGGACGACGGAGCGUCGACGAACGACGGCGCGUCGCCUCAUCUUCAAACCAGAGACGUUCGCCGGCGCCGGCGGCGCCGCGUCGCGCAGCAGCCCGUUCGGCGAGGAGGUGCGCGUGCAGGACGCGUACCGUCGCGGCAGCGCCGUCGUCAUCCAGUGGGAGUCGGACGUGCCCAACAUCCUCGGCUUCCGCGUGGUGUACCGCCUGUUCGGCGACGACAUGUUCAAGCAGGGUCCGCCGCUGGCGCCCUCCGAGAAGGAGUUCAAAAUCAAGAACGUGCCCAGCCAGGAGUGCAUCGUGGUGUGCGUGGUGUCGCUGGAGGACAUCGACAUCUCGCCGGAGACGGUGCCGCCGCGCCAGUGCCGCGAGAUCCGCACCGACGCCGCCGCGCCCACGCACAUGGACACGUUCGUGAUCGCGGCCAGCGCCGCCAUCUGCGGCACCAUCAUCAUAGCCGUGGUCGUGUUCGUCUGCUGCAACCGACGGCGCGCCGCCGACCGCAAGCAGCCGCUGCCGAGCGUGCUGCCGGCCACGCCGGCGCCGCCGCUGGCCAGCAUGGGCACGCUGCGCGGAGCCAAGGACUGGGACCAGCUCUCCAUGUACAGCCACCGCAGCAUCCCACGCGCCCGCAUGUACCACAUGGACAGCAAGGGCGGCGCCGGCAGGGACGCCUUCUUGGCCGACGAGGUGCGCUCGCAGGCGUCGCGCGCCUCCUGGCGACGCCGCAGUCUGGCCGACGGCCAAUCGCUGCGCAGCUACUCGGCCAUGUCGGGUCACUUCCCGGCGCACAGCGGCGGCGGCGCCGGCGGCCCGGGCCUGGCGCUGCCCCGACCAGGUUCGGCCAGCUCGUCGCGGAGUUUGUGGCAGGAUGCCUUACUUAGUGACCUGUGCGGGCCGCAGCAUGACAUACCCCUGUAGAGCGCGCGCGCCGCUCUCGCCCCCUGGUGAGCUGCGCACCUCCCGCACCUCGCUGGCCUCCG